CAGGGGCAGGACACACACCACAGGGAACUGGUGGGCAGGAUGCUUAUGAUGGGAGCAUGCCGACAGCCUUGGUUUUGUUUCAUCUCAUGGCUUUCCGGGUGUUUCCCGAGGCGAAGGUGGAUGUAGCAAUAAUUGAAGUAGGGAUUGGUGGACAUUACGACUCCACCAAUGUGAUAAGGAGGCCGUGGGUGUGUGGUAUCUCAUCGCUAGGCCUGGACCACAUUCAGAUCCUUGGAGACACCUUUGAAAAGAUCGCCUGGCAUAAAGGAGGAAUCUUCAAGCCGGGGGUUCCUGCCUUCACCGUCAAACAGCCAGAAGAUGCGAUGGCUGUGCUCAGAGACCGAGCCAAAGAAAUCGGAUGUCCUCUGUGGGUGUGUCCUGAUCUGGAGGACUACCAGACAGACUGAACCCAUGCGUCUGAGCCUCGCAGGGAAGCACCAGCACUCCAACGCCUCCCUGGCCCUCCAGCUGAGUCACACCUGGCUUCAGAGAAGAUGUC
Messenger RNA from Notolabrus celidotus (New Zealand spotty), 499 nucleotides. Its product is annotated as folylpolyglutamate synthase, mitochondrial-like. Gene Ontology annotation, cellular component: mitochondrion; cytosol; cytoplasm. Gene Ontology annotation, biological process: tetrahydrofolylpolyglutamate biosynthetic process. Gene Ontology annotation, molecular function: tetrahydrofolylpolyglutamate synthase activity; ATP binding. The coding region runs from base 57 to 407 and encodes 116 amino acids. The transcript is spliced from 6 exons. Lineage: Eukaryota; Metazoa; Chordata; Actinopteri; Labriformes; Labridae. The record is from RefSeq and is a predicted model, not a curated record.